AAAAGAAAAGAAAAGAAACAUAGUGUACAUUAGGGGCGGGUCAAAAUAUUCAUUUGUUGACACAUCGUCGUCCUUCCUCAUGCAAUAGGACAAUCGAUAAGCCAGAGUAAAUGUCGAUAUUUCAAUUAACAAAUUAAGGCACUCUAUCGUGGUGCUGCUCAAAUGAAUGAGAGAAACUUGGGCUGAAGAAGAGUGAGUUUACAGCGGGAUAAUGGAGGAGAAAUCUCUGUAAUGAGUUACCCCAUCCACAUUCAAUACAUAGACUUUAAGCACUUUGUUCUCUAUGUUGUGAAUAAAUAGAGAAAUCCUACACUUCUACCUUUCCACAGACGUUUUGAUUUCUGACGUUUACUUCAGUUGCAAUAUAUUGAUUAUCACAGAAUCGUCGUACCGUGAUAUUAUUGGUAUCGUGGACUUUUUACUGCACAUCACCUUGUGAUUCCCACCCCUAGUAUACACUGACCUACAUUGUGUCCUCACAGCCAUGUCCAGCAGCCGCAGGCCUAACUGUUUCAGGAGCGACGUCCACAGACUGCUGCAGGCGGCUGAAGCCGGUCAGAGGGCUGACGUCCUGACCUACUUCUCAGGUCAUCUGGGGCCCCGCAGCCUGAACCACAGUCUGCCUCGUAUGGACACAAAGCAGCGCUUCUGGAAGACGUCCAAGAGCCAAGAAGAAACUCCAGACCCUCUGACAGUCCGGCAGAGACGAACAAAGACACUGACCUAUGUACACAACAAAGAGAUGAAAGAGUCUCCCUCUGAGUUCACCACCAGCACUGCUGCUGUAGAAUCUGAAAUAUCUGAGUCAGGACAAGCACAGGCCUCUGAUCGUGCAUCACAUGCAGACAGAAGAGUCAAUCCCAGCCUACCUAACACAGCUCGUCGUUCCUUAAAGUUUGUGCCAUUCCAGCUGAGCGCUCUUUCCCAGAAAAAGCAACAUUUUUCAUCUAAUCCUGAGGGGAAACAGCAAGGACUGAAUAAUGAAGACCAGCUAAAGACUAAACAAUGGUUUGGCAGGGAGUCUGCAGCCAAGCAGGACCCGUGGGUUGGAAUAAAUGUUGCUGAAAUGCAUGAGAGGAAACUACAUAAGGAGCUGAAGAAGCUGUCAGCACAGAGCUGGCCCAGCAGAGACCGCCUUGCGGUGUUCAGUGACGUCUUUGAUGAUGUAUGUGAAUGCUCGCCAGUAUUUGGACGCAUCCUGAGGGAAAUUAAGACAGAUUAUGAUUUAUAUGUCAACCACCUGAUGACAUCACAGUCACCACCACAUGACAUG
Messenger RNA from Solea senegalensis (Senegalese sole), 1273 nucleotides. RefSeq lists its product as uncharacterized. The transcript has 3 exons. NCBI's taxonomy places the organism in Eukaryota, Metazoa, Chordata, Actinopteri, Pleuronectiformes, Soleidae. The annotation marks the transcript as partial. The record is from RefSeq and is a predicted model, not a curated record.